AUGGGAAGCAGCGACGGGACGCACUACCAAGCGCCGGAGGGCACGUACAAAUGUGUCGAUUGGGCAAAUCCGAUUCUAAAUCGUAGCGCUGCACAGCACGGGAGUGCGGGCAGUGCAUUUUCCACGCCGCGCGGUCCUGCUCUCAACGAAGCACCGCGCAUGAGCGCUGUCUCGUUUCGCGCCUUGAACGCGCCCCAGCCCAUGAGCGGGGGUCUGGAUCUCUGCUUGACAGCUCAGGGCCUGGAUGCAAACCCUAGAGAAUAUUGCAGCGCUGGCGAAGCUUUCACCCAGCGCAGCUACGCGGGUAUCUACAAGGGCUGCGGCUCGCUUUCACCACGCCCAACGCGCCCCAAGACUGGCGUGAAGUCCAACAAUCCGCUUAUUGUGCGGGUGAAUAUACACAAGGAUCUGCAAAAAAUACUUUCGCAGCGUACGGAGGACGUCACGGUGACAUUUGUGAGUGCGAGCAAGACUUUGCUGUGGUAUAUAAAUAUUGGCCAAGGCAUCCAAGAACCGGUUGGGCGCGUCACAUUUUCGCAAACUCCUGUGUGCCACGACGUGAACCAGUUUACGUGCUUGCAGGACCGCUUGGAUGUGCUGGUUGGAUUUGCGAAAGGCGACAUGAUCUGGAUGGAUCCUAUUGCGAUGAAGUACACACGAUUGAACAAGGAUGGAACUAUGCUCAGCGCGGCGCUUCGCCAAAUUCGCUGGGUGCCACAGAGCGAGAAUUUGUUUCUUUCUGCACACGCAGACGGAAGCAUCAUGGUCCUCGAUCGAGAUCGCGAUGACUCGUUGGGCAUGGACCAAAUUCCGAUGCAACAGUCCCAUUGGGAUUCACGCGCCACAAUGCUUGUAUCUCAAGAUGCGCCCAGCAAACUGGGCGGUGGCACGCUGAUGUCCAGACAAAAGGAAACCCCUCGCGAACGUUUGAAUCCGGUUAGCUAUUGGCGUGUCUCAACAAAAGCUAUUACCGAUAUUGCUUUCAGUCCCGACCAUGUACGCGUUGCAGUCACCUCAGAAGAUGGGCUAUGGCGUCUGAUCGACGCCGAUGCACAGAUAUUGCUGCAUUCGUUUGCAUCCUACUUUGGCGGUUUCACCUGCGUGUGCUGGUCGCCCGACGGUCGUCUUGCCUUGACGGGCGGGCAGGAUGAUUUGCUGACCUUGUGGCUUCCAAACGAGGGCUACAUUCUUGCUCGUGCGCAAGGUCAUAACUCUUUUGUGACGGGCAUUACGUUCGAUCCAUGGUACGCGCGACACAGCGAGGACCUGUACCGCUUUGUCUCUGUAGGCGAGGAUCGUAACCUGUGCUUUUGGGACUUUUCCAUUUCCAAUUUAUCGCACCCGCGCUUGCAUGGAAGGUCUUGGUCGCACUCUUCGCACCGGCGGAGCAUCGGAAGCUUUCGUCCUAUGAAUCCAGACGUGUACGUGCCUGCAUCGACGCGCGCCCAGGUGUCUAUGCUACAGUCAAUGAUGUGUGCUAAAGUUCCUGGCGGUAUGCUUUCCGCACUUCGCAUUUCGCCUAACAUGCUUCUGCUCCUACACUGCGACGGCCAGUUGGAUCUGAUCGCAAGGCCUACAUCUCCGCGCUAUGUGCAGCUAGACGGCGAAGUGGAUUUGGGGCGCACAGAGAACAAUCUGAAGGGCCCACCCAAGCAUCUAUCGCACGCCUUUGCGCUCAGUAUUCCGGGAAUGCGGAAGGGCACGAGCAAUAACCUUGCCUAUACUGUUGUGUAA
Malassezia vespertilionis is the source of this 1734-nucleotide messenger RNA. RefSeq lists its product as uncharacterized. Bases 1 to 1734 code for a protein of 577 amino acids. Lineage: Eukaryota; Fungi; Basidiomycota; Malasseziomycetes; Malasseziales; Malasseziaceae. The transcript has a single exon. Gene Ontology annotation, biological process: carbon catabolite repression of transcription. The record is from RefSeq and is a predicted model, not a curated record. Gene Ontology annotation, cellular component: cell division site; nucleus; cell tip. Gene Ontology annotation, molecular function: protein binding.